Molecule: messenger RNA, 7456 nt
Organism: Mya arenaria
Lineage: Eukaryota; Metazoa; Mollusca; Bivalvia; Myida; Myidae
Product: amine oxidase [flavin-containing] B-like
Exons: 12
Coding region: 95-1762 (555 amino acids)
Biological process (GO): DNA integration
Molecular function (GO): nucleic acid binding; oxidoreductase activity
Source: RefSeq, a predicted model, not a curated record
ACGCAAACACUUAUUGGCUGCUAGCUAUUGGCUGCUGGCUUGGCGUUAGCGAUCCUUGCGGUGAUAUUUAUGAAUUAUUUUUUGCAUUUAUGCAAUGAAUCAAGCAGAUGAAAAUGUGGCAGAUACGGUUGUUAUUGGUGCGGGUUUAAGUGGACUGUGUGCAGCUAGACAAUUGGAGAGACAUGGUCACAAUGUGCUGGUGCUGGAAGCAAGGGAAAGAGUAGGAGGGAGAACCUACACAGUACAGGAUGAAGAGCAUGGUGCAGUGGAUCUCGGGGGUGCAUAUGUGGGCCCCACCCAGAACCGUGUAUACAGGCUUGCACGAGAACUUGACCUCUCUGUCUAUAAGGUCAACUAUAAACAGAAAUCUGUGAUGGACAUCAGGAAAUGCUGGGGAGAGUUCAUGGGCACUGUACCACCAUUUUGGAAUCCAAUCAAACUUCUAGACCUGAACAGCUUCAUACGCACCUUUGAUGCCAUGGCUGAAGAGGUCCCUCUGGAAGCCCCAUGGAGUGCCCCUAAAGCCGAGAAAUGGGACCGCAUGACUGUGGCCCAGUUUGUAGACAAAAUCAUCUGGACCAGGUCAUGUAAAGAGUUAGCUGAUAUUUUCUUCCGCUCAAUCCUGUGUGUGGAGAUGUAUGAGAUUUCCCUGCUGUUCGCCCUGUGGUAUGUGCGGAGUGGGGGAGGUGUACUCAGGAUUGGCUCAGUAACCAAUGGGGCCCAGGAGAGAAAAAUCAAGGGUGGCACUCAACAGAUCAGCCAAGGUCUUGCCAAGCUGCUGGAAAGGGAGGUAAAACUGUCAUGUCCUGUUGUGAAAGUCUCCCAUGGGGAAAAAGGUGCUUCUGUUAUGGACUCCCAUGGCAAUGUUUAUAAGUGUAAAUAUGUUAUAAGUGCUGUACCCGUGACCUUGCUCAACAGAAUGGAGUUUGAGCCUCCAUUACCAUCGAAAUACAUGCAGCUGAUACAGAGAAUGCCCAUGGGAUCGAUCAUUAAAACUGUGAUGUUUUACAAAAAGCCGUUCUGGAGAGAUAAAGGUCUGAAUGGUAGUGCAAUGUCAUCAGAGGGGGUGGUAGUGUACUGCCUGGAUGACACUAAGCCAGGUCAAGAACACCCGGCUAUCAUGGGCUUCAUUCUGGCUCGCCACGCCAGGGCUCUAGCCCAAGCUUCAAAAGAAGUCAGGAAGGAGAGUCUAUGUGCCCACUACGCGCGGGUGUUCGAUUGUGAAGAGUUUCUUCACCCUGUUGGAUACAUGGAGAAAAACUGGAUGGAGGACCAGUACUCGGGAGGAUGUUACUGUGCCGUGCUGCCCCCAGGGGUGCUCACUACAUACUCCAGUUGUCUUCAAGACAGAUGUGAUUGUUUGUACUUUGCUGGCACUGAGACAGCUACACAGUGGGCGGGGUAUAUGGAAGGGGCUGUGCAGGCUGGGGAAAGGGCUGCUAACCAGAUAUUAUACCACGAAGGUAAAGUGUCCAAGUAUGAGAUAGAUCCAGAUGAGCCUGAUUCCCGCGACUACCCAGCAGCACCGAUCCCUUUCAGCUACCUAGAGCACUAUUUGCCAAGCCCCGGGGCGGUGCUAAGAUUUGGCAUAUUUUCUGCACUGGGUUUCCUCUCGUUCAGUUUUUAUGUUUUCAUGUUCAGUUGGAAGGGGGCGAUGUUUUACAAAUGGUUCAAAUGGAGAUACGAUGUUGAUGAUAUGACGAUGAAAACAUUGUACAAAAAGAUGCAUGUACCCAGUAGAUUGCCCUUUUUGAAAAGAUAAGUUUUUUAAUACUUCUUAAAGCUGCACUCUCACAGAUUUACCAUUUUUGCAACUUUUUUAAUUUUUGUCUUGGAAAGAGAAUUUUUUUGCAUAAUCUGCAAACCAAUGAUUUAAGACUACUGACAAAAGAUCAAAUCACAGAUGUUCAUAUUUCCAUUCGAAAAUUAAUGUUUUAUAGCUUAAACCUAUGGUUUAAGAAAAAUGCAUAAAACAUCAAUUUUCGAACUUAAAUAUAAAAAUCUGCGAUCUAGUGUUUUUUCAGCAGUCUUAUAUAACUGAUUUCCAUGGACUUUUGGACAAACAUUGGCUCGUUCCAAGACAAAAAAAUAAAAAAGUUGUCAAAACGCUAAAUCUGUGAGAGUGCAGCUUUAAUACUUGUGCAUUUAUGAGUUUUAACAAGUAUUUGUCUUUAAAUAAGUUAAGUCAUCGAUCAUUAGGAUGCUAAGAUGUAUUAGUGCCUUGUAGACAUAAACAUCGACCUUUUUAUGUUUAAUUUAUAUUGAUUUACCAUUUAGGCAUUGUACUAUUUAUGCAUGGAUUAAGUUUUAACACCAAAAUGACACUACUAUUAUGAAAUUACAUAUCAAAGGGAGGUAAUAACACAAAGAUUUACUAUUAUCAUAUAUUUUAUUUUCUUGUUUCUUAAAUGACAUAAUGCCUAUAUUAAAUGAGCUAUCUGUUGUAAUUUUAUCAUGAAACUUUACAAGUGCCAUGUUUUGUAUUAAUGAUGGACCUAUCUUUGAAGGUCCAAUAGUUGCUGUUUAAAUGUUUUCAAAUGUAAAAUAUCUCUGUUUGACUUGGGUUUUUUUAAAAAAACAUAUAAAUGUGAUAAUUUAUUACAUGAGAUUAAUUUUAUAAAAAAAAGUGUUAAAAAAAGAAGAAAAUAGGUAAAUAAUAUUGCGCCAGCAGCAGGAACCAGGGGCGGUAUUCAUAAAACUUCUUCAGUCAUUUCCAAACUUAAAUCAUUUCCCUUAUAAAUGUAUCUCUCUUUUUACAUGAUAUAAUAAGUUAAUUAUAUCUGAAAUACUUUCUUUUCAAUACAGCAGUCAUAGAAAUUUGACUUUUGGAUGGACAAGCCCAAAUUCUUAUACUAUUGCUAGGCAUCAAAUUUUUUAACAAACCCUGCUAUAUAAAAUUCAGAAUUUGAGCAAGCCCGGAAGACAUUUUACCAUUGCAGGGCUUGCACAAGGCUUGUGCUUAUUUCGACCACUGAAUACAUUUCCAAAAAUUCAUACUAUUUGGUUAAAAUUUCAAAACACAGAUACUAUUCUUUUAGUUUGACUACAGUAUAAAAGAAUUAUAAAAUAAAAUAAUAAAAAAAAGAAUUAAGAAAUUUAUGAAUACCACCCCCGUCCUGCAGUUGGGAACCCUAUCCCUGGUACCAUGGUUGACAUAUACUUUUCAUUUAAGUUUUAUGAAAGAUAUAAACACAAUUUACUAUUAUAGUGGAUUAAGUCAACAAUUCAUUGAAAGCAGGUGCAUUUAAAUAUUUAUGUUCUUGAGGUAAGUUGUAGUUGAACAGUUAUCUCUUUGCAUGAGUCUUUGCCAACAUGUUUUAGUCUCAGUCAGAAGGUAAAUAGGAUGUGUUCAAGAGGUCGGUCUUAUGCAACCAGGCCCCAAACAUCACAAAAAUACCCAAGUCAAAUCUCAAUCUCAACUUAUUUACCAAAUAAAAGAAUAGUAUAAUUCAAAAUCUUGCAUGUUUUUAUACUUUUUGAUAAUGAUUUUUUUCAUAGAUUGUUAUGAUAAAUAGAAAUUGUCAAAAUUUCAAAGAAAACUGAUUUUAGAGCAAAAAUAUACAUGAGUUAUUCUUAAAAAACAAUGAACUGUACUCAAAUACAUUUUGCCUGUAGAAUAUUUUUCACUUUGAAUCUUGACCAAAGGCCUAAAUCAACAUAGUCUAUGAUAGAAUGCGCUUUUUAAAGGUGUAGAAACAUGUAUGAUUUUUGACAACUUUUGAUGCUAUGUGGUAAAAUGGGUUGAGACUGAGAUUUAGAUUUGACUUAAGACUUUUCGUCAUAUUAGGGCCAUUAAUUCAUUUCUUUAUAAUGGUGUUCCCGAGAUACCUCAGAAUUGACAAUUUUCAGAUGUUAGAACCCCCUGUUUAUUCUGAAAAUAAUAUAAAUACUUGAAAUACAUUGGUUUAAAACUCUAACUGUAUGAUCAACUAAACUUCAGAUGAAUACAUGAUUGUAUGAGUUAAAACUUCCGUUUUGUUUUAUUUGUGUUUUGAUAUUGCUUUAUAGUUAUUGUUAAUGCUUCAAAUAAACUCAUUUUUAACACCAUGUACUUCACAUGAACUGAAGUUAUGUUUUCUAUUUGUUAAACAAACACUUUUUUAUAUGCAUAUAUCUUCAUCUUAAUGUAAUUACUCAAUAUCUGUUUUCUCAUAUGCACUUAAUUGUCUUCUUAGCUCUUGCUUAAAAGCUGCACUCUCACAGAUAGGUUUUGACAACUUUUUUUUAUUUUUUGUUCUGAAACGAACCAAUUUUGGCAAAAAUGCAUAGAAACCAGUUAUAUAAGACUGCUGACAAAAAAUAGAUUGCAUAUUUUUAUAUUUAAGCUAAAAAAUUGAUGUUUUAUGCAUUUUUCUUAAACCGUUAGUAACGGUUAGUAACGGUUUAAGCCAUAAAAACAUUAUUUGUCGAGCGGAAAUAUGAAAAUCUGUGAUCUGAUCUUUUGUCAGCAAUCUUUUACCAUUGGUUUGCAGAUAUUUAUGCAAAAAUUUGCUCUUACCAAGACAAAAAAUUGUUGAAAAGUUGCAGAAACGGAAAAUCUUUGAGAGUGCAACUCUAAGAUGACGAUGUGUAAUUUGAAACAUUGGGUUAAUUAUAGGGCUUUUACUCAAACGUGAGAGUAAGGUGUUUAUUGUCCCAACUAAAACCGAUGAUGCUGUACACUGAACAUGUACCUUCCAGCUUAACUCUUGUUACAAAAAAUAGUAUAAAAAUAUUAUUUUUAGGAAUUGAAAAUCAGACUAUAAUCACUCAUCGAAAUAAUUGGUAAAGUUAUUUCAAUUAGUUAUUCAUUUCAUAAUCAAAACUUAAACUCUAAAUAGAAGAUAGUUAUCAGAAAUUAACUGAUAUUUACUAUUAUAUAUAAAACAUUUACUUAAAUAAUACUAAUUGGUUGUCAGAUUCAUGGAGUAAACCAUUAUGCGUUAAUUACUUAUUUUUAGCUAUCCAGAAGUAGGAUAUUAUUUUAGGAAAUAUUCAUUUAUAAAUUUAGUAGUAGUGAUAAUCGAUUUUUGCAAAAUAAUAGUUUAAUAUUUCCGUCUGGGGUAGCAAACGAUCGACUUUUCACAUCACUCGAUCAUCAUUUUAUCUCUAUAACUAUUUUGCACUUGUUUGGUGUUGUCAGUCCGUCCGUCCUUCACAUUUUUUCUUUCUUGAAUCAUAUCAUGCUACGGAUUGAUCAGAUGAUGUUAAAACUUGGUCAGAAAAAAAACUUAAAAUAUCGACCGCUUGUAAAUAUGGGUCACAUGGGAUCAAAAACUAGGUCACUAGGUCAAAUCUUAGAUAUUUUAGUCUAAACCGUAUCAUCAGCACCAUAUCUUGGUAUUGGCGAGAUUAUUAGCAAACUUGGUCCGAAUGUUCUCAUUAAUCAUGUUCCAAUUGGUACACAUGGAGUCAAAAACUAGGCCACAAGGUCAAAUCUUAGAAAAAUCUUUGAAACUCACUAGAGGCAUAAUAUUUGGUCCACUAUUCAUUUAACUUAAUCAGAAUGUUUCCCCCAUGAACUCUUUAAAAAUAGUUUUCGACAACUAGGUUGUUUGUGAACAAACAGAGGUAAUAUAUACGCGCGAAUCAAAAUGAAACUGUUUCGAAAUUUUCCGCAAUGAAAUCUUGGGUUAGUUUGAAACUAGGUCACAUGGGGUCAAAAACUAUGUCACUAGAUCCAUUCGUAGAAAAAACCGUUGGAGCAAUCUAUAAGCUAUAUUUCAUGUAAAUUAAUCAGAAUGUUUACUUCGAUAAGAUUUGUUUAUAAGUUUGAAACUGGUUAUUAAACGUGGUGUCAGCAUCUAGGUUCCUAGGUAUAAUCUAAAUGCUACGCUAUUUACAAUAUUCCUUUAUUUCAAACAGUUGCUUACAAACUCAUAACCAAUCUUCAUAAGAGUACACCACUCUGCAACCGUAUUGCAUGUUUUGGUUGGAAUAUUUUACCAACAAGUCAUUUCGAUGCCAUCUUUGUAUAAUCUGGUUGAAUUCAAAUCUUAUUGAAAGACAAUUAUCGGCUAAAAACACUUUUAAAACGUAUACUUGACGAAUAUGUUUCACCAUGAAAUAGUUUUAACAAGCAAAUCACGUUAUGCAGAGUAUGUUAUACAUUUAAACUUAUCUUUCAGACAAUUGAAAAUUAUGGCUCUUUAUAAUUCCUGGCGAUUUUUUGUAAUCGAAAACAUAUCCUACUUGUGUUUCUAUGGAAAUGCUCCAAUGCACCACUUUGCUAGAAAAACAGCUUUGUUAUCAUUGUCAGGCGGAGAAAACCUCAUUGAAUCAUUAAGUUAUUUCAGUCAACUCAAGAAAUCGUCUGUAGCGAACUGCAGUACAUUUAAAAAAUCUAAUUGGUUGGUAAUCAUAUCAUUGGAUAAAUAUUGGCCAAUCAACUGAGUGCGAUGAGAGUACAUUUCAUUUGACAUUCCGGGUGCGAAAACUAGAUUUUUGCCUAGUCGAUCCCUUUGUACUUUAAACUUCCUGGUGUAAGCUUUAUGCCUUUGCAUAAUUAUGUUAUAUUUGAUAUCUGCAAUUUUAUGCAAAAAAAUCGAAGCUGAAUACGCUCCGAUACACGAGGAAUUUUCCUGGGUUUUAAUUGGUAAUUAAUACUUUAAAUUUCCCAGUAGCACUCUCUACUGCAGAGCGCCAUGCAACAAGAGCCACUGGUACCAUUUUUUACGACUUUCCGUAUGACGCGGUUGGGGAUUGAGUUCGAUUAAAAAUAACUGGUUUUAAUUGUAAAUGAUCAAAUUAUUAUUAACUUCUUUCUUGAUAUGUGGUCUAUAUUUCAUCAUGUUUUAUUUUGUUAAAGUUAAUACAUCUUUAAUAUGAAUUAAAUCAAAUCAAUAAGUAAUUUGGUAAAUAAUUUUAAAAUAGGGUACAAUAUACAUUAGGUUCAUAAAAUGCUUGUGUUUAUUCCUUGAUACAAUUCCGGGAUAACAUGAAAUAUAUAAUCAGCGAGUUUUCUUAUUGUGUUAUGUUAUUUGUGGAUAACAGUUCAUAAAAAAAUAUUCAAAUCAUCACCAGAUUCAUACCAGUUAAACAAAAAUGGUUCUUUAAAUUUGUAUAUUUUUUACAAUAAAAAUUGGCAUGAUACACACAAUCAAUUUUGGUAAUAGUGUAGUUUAAUAGACAAAAAAUGCACAAUCGGCCAUGCAGUGCAAUGUCAAACUGCCUUCCUAGAUCAACGUGUAAAUCAUGGUAAGAACAUCGAAAUUUUGCAUUUGCAAUUUUAUGCUUAACUGGCAUUUCUAUCAGAAGAUAUCGUUCAUGUUCAAUCAGCUCUCGAAAUGAUUCAUUGUAAUGAAAGCAUCUGCUAACCCAUUGAUAUCCUAGUCAAACUUGAUUCUAGUAGCCUGACUUCAUGCUGUAUUUGUAAUGUUGAUAUUUAUGAUAGCUUUUAAUUUUAUAUUCAUAUAGUAUAUGUGAUAUAAAAUUUGUACAGCGUUUAUUGUAUAUAGAAAAUAAAGUUAUACAAAUC